Molecule: messenger RNA, 936 nt
Organism: Solanum dulcamara
Lineage: Eukaryota; Viridiplantae; Streptophyta; Magnoliopsida; Solanales; Solanaceae
Product: vacuolar iron transporter homolog 1-like
Exons: 1
Coding region: 58-705 (215 amino acids)
Biological process (GO): intracellular manganese ion homeostasis
Cellular component (GO): membrane
Molecular function (GO): iron ion transmembrane transporter activity; manganese ion transmembrane transporter activity
Source: RefSeq, a predicted model, not a curated record
UGCCCUCCACACUUCUCCAUAUCUUUAUUUACAAUUUUCCACUACUUACUUUCUUCAAUGGCAUCCAUAACAAAUAUCCAAGAAAUAUCCAAAAAUGACAUAGAAAAACAAUCCAACAUGGAAAUAGAACAAAAUCUUGAGGUUGAAAUAGUUGAUUACUCAAAAAGAGCACAAUGGCUUAGGGCAGCAGUAUUAGGUGCAAACGAUGGAUUACUCUCAACAUCAUCUUUAAUGAUGGGAAUAGGAGCAAUUCAUCAAGAUUCAAAGUCCAUGAUCCUCACCGGAAUGGCGGGGCUCGUGGCAGGAGCAUGUAGCAUGGCCAUAGGUGAAUUUGUGUCUGUUUAUUCGCAAUAUGACAUAGAAAUGUCACAAAUUAAAAGAGAAAACGAGAUAGAAUCAUUAGAAGAAAAGAAGAAGAAGUUACCUAGUCCGUUACAAGCAGCGGGUGCAUCUGCUUUAGCAUUUGCUAUAGGUGCAACUGUGCCUUUAUUAGGUGCUGUUUUUGUGAAGGAUUAUUAUGUGAGGUUAGGGGUUGUGGUGGGUGCAGUUAGCUUAGCACUUUUAGGGUUUGGAGGGUUAAGUGCAUACUUAGGGAAAGCACCAUUGGUUAAGUCUUCAUUAAGAGUGUUGAUUGGUGGAUGGUUGGCUAUGGGAAUUACUUUUGGAUUGACUAAAUUAGUUGGUGUUACUGGACUCUAUGGUUAAUUAAAUUAAAAUAUAUAUAUGAGACUUUCAUAUAUAAAUUACUUUUACAUUGAAAUAAAUUAAAGGCCAUGUCCCAGUACGUGCCUUGUUAUAAUGAUUACAUGUAUCUUUGAGUGGGGAUUUUUAGUUAAUUUGAUAAUGUAAUGAAAGAAUCCGUUUGUUGUGCUUUUUUUUCCCCAUAGUGCUAGUGUUGCAAUCUGUCUUUAGAUUCUGCCAAUCCCUUCCUUUUAU